Messenger RNA from Neodiprion fabricii, 1883 nucleotides. RefSeq names its product myrosinase 1-like. The transcript is spliced from 8 exons. Gene Ontology annotation, molecular function: beta-glucosidase activity. Bases 83 to 1588 code for a protein of 501 amino acids. Gene Ontology annotation, biological process: carbohydrate metabolic process. NCBI's taxonomy places the organism in Eukaryota, Metazoa, Arthropoda, Insecta, Hymenoptera, Diprionidae. The record is from RefSeq and is a predicted model, not a curated record.
GAAUUUCCAAGUGCUAAUGAAAACAUUUUGAACUCAAGGAAACGAGCCAUUUGCUAACGAAUAAUCAUCUUGAAUUGUAUUGAUGGAACAUUACAUUUCAAUAAUGAAACAUACGUGGAAAAUUGUAAUUUGCUGUAUAAUCUUCACAGGGUUAAAAGAAUGCCAAGCCGCUAAUCUCAGUUUUCCUGGGAAUUUCACAAUUGGUGUUGCCACCUCAUCCUACCAAAUAGAAGGAGCCUGGAACGUAAGUGAUAAGGCAGAAAGUAUUUGGGAUUGGUACACACACAGCUAUCCGGAAAACAUCGCAGAUGAAAGUAAUGGAGAUAUAGCUUGCGAUUCCUACCAUAAAUAUGAAGAAGACAUACAGUGGCUGAAAGAGCUGGGAGUGGAUUUUUACCGGUUUUCGGUAAGCUGGGCACGCAUACUUCCAAACGGUUUUGCAAACGAAGUCAGUGAGGAUGGGCUGCAAUAUUACAAAAAUUUAACCCAAGCUCUGAUCGAUAACGGUAUCGAACCAGUCGUAACUAUAUAUCACUGGGAACAUCCAAAGAUUCUUGAAGAUUUGGGAGGAUGGACCAACGAGUUGAUGGUGACGUGGUACGCUGACUAUGCCAGAAUCAUUUUUGAAGAACUGGGGCCCCUGGUUAAAACCUUCGUCACAAUCAACGAGCCUGAAUCCUACUGUGCAGUUGGAUACAACACCACUUAUUUUGCUCCAGGUAAAGAGUUGGAAAACAUGGGGCACUAUAUAUGCAUGCACAAUUCCUUAAAAGCUCACGCGACAGUAUAUCAUAUGUACGACGAUGAAUAUAGAUCAACACAAAAUGGUCAAAUAGGCAUCGUUGCACAAUGUUAUGGAUGGGUGGCAGGGGACAACGUGACUGACGAUUCCAUUGAGAGAUAUUUUCAAUUUAAUUGUGGUUGGGUAAUGCAUCCAAUAUUUGUUGGGGACUACCCAGAAAUAAUGAAGACUAGGAUAGCCAACAUAAGCGCUCUCCAAGGUUAUCCAUUCUCACGAUUGCCAGAAUUUUCAGAUGAUUGGAUAGAGUACAUUAAUGGAACCGCAGAUUUCUUUGGCCUGAAUCAUUACACGUCUCGCAUGCCUGUGUUCGAUUCAAACGAGGAUCUUGGUAUAUAUACAAUAGAUAGUGGUAUAAUUGCUUCUAUUAAUGAAAGUUGGUCACUUGGGAGUGCUGCGUGGUUACACGUUGUACCAGCCGGAUUCGGUAACCUAUUACGCAUGAUUCGAGACCAAUACAAUAAUCCUCCAGUAUGGGUCCUGGAAAACGGAUAUCCUGACACUGGGGAAUCAGAUGAUUACAGCAGGAUCAGUUAUUACUACGAAUACAUCACCGAGUUACUCACAGCCUUUCAGGAUGACGGCUGCAACGUUGUGAGAUACACAAUUUGGUCACUUCUGGACGAGUUCGAAUGGACAGCUGGUUACACACAAUUAUUUGGCAUCGUCGGAGUGGACUUUGACAGUUCGGACAGAACAAGGUCGGCAAAGCUUUCCACGGCAUGGUGGCAAGAAGUCAUCAGUACUCGGACACUUCAAAGUGUUCCAACUGCCAACAGUACCCGUUAGCCUACUUGAUGAGCACCGAUGCAUCUCAACUAACAAAAUAGUUACACUGAUUUUUAUCUUUACUUUGCCUCUUUGUUACACGUGUUGGUUUCGUCAUGUGCAAAGACGAUUUGUCGAACCUGAAUUGCUUAUGCUCAUAGGUAUUACGCUCUUAUGUAUCCAGAGCGACAGGUACGAAUGAAUAACCGAUUCUUGUUCAGCGCCUCAGUUCCUCAGGCUUGACGAAUAUUUACUAGGAAGAAGACGUACCAAAAGUGUGGAAUAAAAUCACGAGAGAAUCAUCUCUAGAACCAGA